AUGGAGUUUAUUUUCCACGAAAAACAAUCUGGUUCUUUAUGUGCUCAACACUGCCUCAAUGCUCUCCUGCAAGGUCCUUACUACACAGUUUUUGACUUGGCAGAAAUAGCAAGAUCUCUAGAUGAAUCAGAGAGACAUCACAUGGCAGAGAGGGGUUUUUUCACUCAUGAAUAUCAGGAAUUUUUAAAGCAGCCAUCAUCCAAUUUUGAUGAUAGCGGAUUUUUUUCUAUACAAGUUAUUGUAAAAGCACUUGAAGUCUUAAAUCUGGAAUUGCUGCCCAUCACAAGCUCAGAUGUAUACUGCAGACAAGCCAGGGAACAUCCAAGUCAGCAAGUGGCUUUCAUCUGCAACUUUCGACAACAUUGGUUCACAGUUCGAAAGAUUGGGCUUCAGUGGUUUAACCUAAACUCAGUUUUAUCCUUUCCUGAAUUGAUAUCUGACACUUACCUCAGUUUGUUUUUGAAACAACUGCAAGUGGAAGGUUACUCGAUAUUCGUACUGAGAGGUGAGCUACCUGCUUGUGAGGCAGACGACAUUUUGAAGGUGAAUCCCGUCGUACAGACAGUGAAGCCGACAGUGAACAACUCCACCCUGACCUCCUCACCGACCACUUUAACGAAUGAUGACCCCGAAUUGAAGUGGGUCAUGGAGGAGAGCAAGAAGAUGUUUGAUGACGACGACGAAGCUCUCAACCAUGCUCUGCAACUCAGUGCUUCAGAAAUGUAUGAAAGCGAUCAUAUUGCUUCAUAUUGGUCACGAACAUCUGCAACAACAACGGCGACGGCGACUGCCUCAGCAACCUCUGUUACAUCUGCAUCAGAAAUGACUGAUACACAGCCAACAACAAGUACAACGUCUGCUGGAGCCGACAUCCAGCUAGCACCAAUUGCUACAGAUACGUCAACAGCAACAUCUGAAACUCAACAUGUGACUAGUGUAGCAACGACAUCUGCCAUGCAACCACCACCAACUACAUCAACAACAACUACAUUAACAACAACACAAUCAGAAUCACCCUCGCCAACAUUAUCACCAUCUUCAUCUAACGCUGAAGAGAUAAGAAAAAAAUGAUUGAUCAAGCACUCCGACCAAUUACCCUCCAAAGAUAAAGAAACAUCAGGAGAAAAAUAAACAAGCACUUGAAUAAAAGAUAUUUUUAUUUCUUGCACUUCUAGCAAAUUUUGUCACUUUGAAUUCAUUUUUUCUCAUUGUACUUAUUUUUCUCAAGAAAAUAAAAUUUUCUAUUUUGGAUAAGAAAUAUAUAUACAUAUAUAGAAUAAACUUUCAAUUUUUCACUCCUAACACGAGUUUAAAUUAAUUUAAACUUUUUUCCACUCACAACGGCAACAAUCUAAUGUAUCGUAUUUACAUUAAAAUAGAUGAAGAAUCUCUGAUUCCAUAGGAACUUAGAAAUUUUUGAUCAGGUAUGUCAUCAUGUGAUCAUACAAAAGGGCCUGACCAUGGCCAUCAAUGGCGGAACCCUGGUGUGUGCCCUACUCUCUGGUCUGGUUACAUUUGAUUUGACCUAGGAUGCAGCCUUUAAACGCUUGUGAUGACGACACUCUUACAUUAUCUAUUUAUUUCUCCCUUUUUUUUAAAUAUUUUCACAUUUUUAUAUCAGUCUUCCAUUGUUGCCAUUGUCUUCUAAUAAUAUCGUCACUUUCUUUAUUACGUCAUCUGACGUCAUUAUUAUUAUUAUUAUUAUAGAUGAACAUAGCCACCUAGCAACGUCAUCAUUGUUAUUAUUUCAUCACCUUACAUCAGCAUCAAUAUCACCUGGAAAGUUCAUCGUAUUAGAAAAAUUAAGAUGAUCCAA
Molecule: messenger RNA, 1816 nt
Organism: Helobdella robusta
Lineage: Eukaryota; Metazoa; Annelida; Clitellata; Rhynchobdellida; Glossiphoniidae
Exons: 5
Coding region: 1-1071 (356 amino acids)
Biological process (GO): protein deubiquitination
Cellular component (GO): nucleus
Molecular function (GO): cysteine-type deubiquitinase activity
Source: RefSeq, a predicted model, not a curated record